Messenger RNA from Talaromyces stipitatus ATCC 10500, 11178 nucleotides. RefSeq names its product polyketide synthase, putative. The transcript is spliced from 8 exons. The record is from RefSeq and is a predicted model, not a curated record. Gene Ontology annotation, molecular function: fatty acid synthase activity; phosphopantetheine binding. NCBI's taxonomy places the organism in Eukaryota, Fungi, Ascomycota, Eurotiomycetes, Eurotiales, Trichocomaceae. Gene Ontology annotation, biological process: secondary metabolite biosynthetic process; fatty acid biosynthetic process. The coding region runs from base 1 to 11178 and encodes 3725 amino acids.
AUGGCACCAUCAUUGGAUGACAUUGCUAUCAUUGGGAUCUCUUGUCGAUUCCCGGGUGCAGACUCUCCUUCCAAACUUUGGGAGAACCUGAUAAGUGCCAAAGACGUCCAGUCUGAGAUAGCACGAUUCAAUUCGAAGGGGUUUUACAAACCUGAUGGUGGCCCACGAAAAGGGUUGACAAACGUCCGACACGCCUAUCUUAUUGAGGAAGGAAUUGAUCGAUUCGACAAUGCUUUCUUCAAUAUCUCUCCUCUUGAGGCCGAGGCGAUGGACCCACAACAGCGUAUCUUAUUGGAAAUUGCUUAUGAGACCGUCGAGAAUGCUGGUAUUCGCCUUGAAGAUUUUCAAGGCAGUGACACUGCUGUUUUUACGGCGUCAAUUGUCAAUGAUUAUCAUGCAAGUCUUCUCAGAGACAUCGACCAGACACCCAAGUACCAGGCGACUGGCACAUCAAACGCAAUUCUUGCCAAUCGCAUCAGUUAUGUCUUCGACCUACAUGGAGCUAGUCUCUCUAUUGACACAGCUUGCUCCGGUACACUUGUUGGGCUUCAUCAAGCAAUAGCUGCUCUCAAGGCCGGAGAAUCGAAGAUGGCUCUUGUGUGUGGUGCGAAUCUAAUCAUCAGUCCUGAUAUGUUUGUACACAUGUCAGAACUGGGAUUUCUCAGCCCUUCUGGUAGAUGUCGAUCAUUCGACGCCUCCGGUGACGGAUACGCGCGGGGAGAAGGCGUAGCCGGCAUCCUCCUAAAGCGGCUUUCCGACGCGCAGAGAGAUGGGGAUCCAAUUCGUGCUGUCAUUAAAGCCACAAGACUGAACCAGGACGGGAGGACGCAAGGAAUGACCAUGCCAUCAGGCGACGCGCAAAGACGUAACCUAGAGGCGCUGUACAGCCGCACAGAGUUGGACCCAGGUAGCAUCCAAUAUGUGGAAGCUCAUGGUACCGGUACUGCAGUGGGAGACCCAAUUGAGAUGGGAGCAAUCGAUGCCGUCUUUGGAAAGUCCCAUACCGAAAGAAAGCUCAUAGUUGGGUCUAUCAAGAGUAACAUUGGCCAUCUCGAGUCUACUGCUGCUCUUGCCGGAAUAAUAAAAACAGUGUUGGCAAUGGAAAGAGGUCAGAUCCCUCCACAGAUGCAUUUCAAGAAGCCUAACCCGAAAAUCAAUUGGGACCGAAUUCUCGUACCUACGGACUCAAUAGCAUGGCCAGCAACAGCGACAGGAGUGCGUCGAGCGGGAGUCAAUUCUUUCGGAUUUGGAGGCACCAAUGGCCACGCCAUCUUGGAAUAUGAUCCGUCACUGGAGAAAACAUCACCGGUUUUUAAAGAUAGACCGUACCUUUUCAAAGUAUCUGCAGCCAAUGCAGCAUCAUUGCAGCUGACAGCGGCCUCUUUAGCGACGUACGUUGAAACGGUGAAACCGAAUCUCGGCGACUUAUGUCAUACGCUACUCGCACGUCGUUCAACUUUGCGGCAAUCCUGCUAUGUCGUUGCAUCUUCUCAUGAAGAGCUCAUUGACAAGUUGAGAGCAGGGCAAUCAAAACUCCUGACACGUAGUAACAAGCUAGUGGAAAAGACUGCCUUUAUCUUCACUGGUCAAGGCGCACAAUGGCCGGAAAUGGGAAAACAGCUAUUGAAGUGCUCUCCCCUCUUCAGAACCGUCAUCGAGAGGUGUGACGAAACUUUGGCUAAUCUCCCCGAUGGCCCAUCCUGGUCAAUCAUAGAAGAAUUGCAGAAACCCAAAGAGACAUCACGUCUACCCAAAGCAAGCUUCUCCCAACCAAUUUGCUCCGCUCUGCAAAUUGGUCUAGUUGAAAUGUGGAAAUCUUGGGGCAUUACACCGCAGGCAGUUGUCGGACACUCUUCCGGAGAAAUUGGCGCAGCAUAUGCAGCCGGCUUGCUGUCUCUGGAGGAUGCUAUUAUAAUCGCUUAUUACCGUGGCCUAUAUCUUGGCGAAAAUGCUCCUAUCAAAGUAGAGGGGCAAAAGAAGGGGGCCAUGUGCGCUAUUGGUCUCGGACAGAAUGAAUGCCACAGCUUGUUGCAAAAAUACAGCGGUCGUAUUGCCCUCGCCGCUGUGAAUUCGCCAAGUAGCUGCACUCUAUCUGGAGACGAGGAUGCUAUCAAGGAGGUUGUGGAGUCAUGUGCAAAAGACGGAACAUUCUGUCGAGCCCUUCGUGUCGAUAUGGCGUACCAUUCUCAUCAUAUGCUCCCACUAGCACCAGCAUAUGAAAAAGCCAUGCGAGCUGUAGGGGUAUGCAGCUCUGUGACAUCGAGCCAGACAUGCGAAAUGUUUUCGUCUGUUACUGGACGCCGGUUGUCAAAGGCCGAAGUGACCCCAGCAUACUGGAAGCAAAAUAUGGUUUCGACUGUUCAUUUUUCGACAGCAGUUUCGGAACUGGUCCAAAACUUCCAUCCAGAUGCUGUUAUAGAGCUUGGACCUCAUCCAGCUUUGAGUGGUCCAGCUCGCGAUACCAUGGCCAGUGCGGGACUAUCUGAGAUACUAUACUUCUCCUCAUGCUACAGAGGCAAACCUGACUUGGUUGCCCUUCUCGAAAGUGUUGGAGAGAUGAUUCCAACUAGCAUGCCUAUUGAUUGGAAAGCAGUGAAUGCUCUCGAAAUCGUGGAGAACACUCAUUUCAAACAUCAGGUAGGCAGGGUACUUACAGAUUUACCCAAAUAUCAGUGGGAUCACUCUUUAGUUCACUGGGGAGAGUCCCGACUUAGUCUGAACGUUCGAAACCGAGAAUUCCCUCGUCACGAGCUACUUGGUGCCAGAAUUCCUACGGAUAUUCCUCUUGCUCCAAGUUGGACAAACGUGCUUACAAGUUCAGAGGUAAAUUGGCUAAAUGAAGGCGUGGGCAGUACGCCGAAGACACUUUCGAUCACCAUUUUCGCCCUUAUGGCCCUCGAGGCUGCUCGUCAAGUCCAAAUUGCGAAUCAAGUUGAACUCCCAGUUGUAUGCUUAAAAGACGUGAACUUGAAAAAAGCCCUUGAACUGGGAGAUGGUCGCAUAGAAACACUAUUUCAUCUUCAUCAAACUGAGGAGAAAUUUCAAUGGCGAUUCGAAAUCUUCUGCUCAGCUGUUGGAAGGAUUGAUAAUACUUCUUGGACAAAGUGUUGCACAGGCACCUUCUCCUUCUCAGCGUGCAUGUCACAGAAAGAAAGUACCUCGCUUCAAGUGGUGAACGAUGAAGAGCUUCUCCGGUAUAUUCAGUCAUUCGACACCGUAAAAAUCCCACCUGUGGAGGACUUCAAUAUUUCUGCUCAGGGCGCUUCAGGGAAGUUUUGCAAGAAGAUUGAGGGAUAUGAGUGCUAUCCGGUGCACCCUAUUCUUCUGGCUCAAUUAUUAAAUGUUCCAGAGAUGUUGAUGCUCAGCUCAGAUCUACCCGCUUCAUAUUUUGUACAAAGUGUUGGCCUGAUUGAGCUUCCACUAGGGCACGGACAACUUGAAACUGGUUCUUUCGAGACAUCACUUCUCAAUCGCUCUGUCAAUGUUGGCUAUGCAAGUCUGAAACUGUCCAACCAGAAUGCAACCCUCAUGUCAAUCGACAGAAUACAAUUACAAAUGGAAGGACUGGUGAUGAAGCAGCCGCCGCUACAGUCGAAAUUCUUCAAACGUACAGUGCUACCAGAUAUCACGUACAUGCCACGCUCCUCUCAAAUGUCCGUCGACAGCUUGAUCAAACUCGUGACUCAUAAAUGGCCAAUGUGCGACUUUUGCUUAGUCGAUCUCGCAGCCGGUGAUAUAACUACUAUCACGUCAAGCAUAAGAGGGUUCAAACCAGGAGAGCGCCCCCAGUUUCGAUCUUUGGAUGUUGUUGGUAGCCAGGUGCCUGUUCUCGAUUCACCUCGAGUACGCAACUUAAAAGAGAUAGAGAAUUCUCGCAAAUUCCACCUAUUUGUUGGCCCAGUCAAAGCCAUGCGACCAAAAUUGCCUCCAGUUCUUCAAAAUGGAUUUGUUUGUCUUCGCUGGGAGGAUGAAGACGACGAAAUCUAUCUCCGGAACAAUUUUAUGGAAAUCUGUCCCGUCACAGGCCUUGGGAGCAACAAUUGGGUAAUCGCACGACCACAGCCCCCCCCAAAUGGUGUGAUCCAGCCUAAUAAGCUUUUGAUUUUCGCGACAUCUCACGUUGCUCCGGUCGUAUCUCAGGAGCAUACCAACUGUGAACUCGUACUUCUGGAUGAUCCCCAAUGUUUAGCCACUUGGAAGGGAAAUGUCCAGUCAUCCAGUGGAAUAGAUCCAUUCGAUGUCAUCGUCUUCGACAGUGAUGAAAAGUCACUUCUUACAAAGUGGUCUGGAGCUGAUUUACUUUCCUGGAUACGGCCUUUACUGCAACGAAUUGGCAGUCUGCUUUGGGUCUCAGAACAGCACAAGUCUGAUCCUUUCCAGGGUGUGGCUGCAAGUUUUGUUAAGACGCUGAAGGCGGAACAGCCAAUGCUUAAAGCCGCAAGUGUUGUGUUCCAAGAUUGCGGUGAUCAACUUUUCCUGGCAGAGACUGUAUUCGAGAUUUUCGAUCGAUUGAUACACAAUGAUGCUGAACAUGAACUCGUUGUGAAGGAAAAAGUAGUUCAUUGCGUGCGGUAUUACCCUGACGACGUUCUUAACGCUACAGUUGGCUUGCUUCCCCCGAUUUCUACCAACUUGUCUCUCCAAUCAAGGUCAUACUCUUUAAUGGUUACUGGUAGACAAAAAGUUACGCUAAUCAGUGAGAAAAAGGGUGUUGACGAGCAUGCACCCGACGGAGCAGUAAAGGUUCGGAUAGGCUUAUCUGUAAUAGACGAUGCGGACCUUGCUCAGUUUACUACAGGCUAUACUAUCACGGAAGAAUGCGGUCUUGGCCAUUAUUUCUACGGAAGUGUCAUCUCAUCACGGGAUGUACAGUUCCCACUGGGCUCAAAGGUCGUGGGAUGGUGCUCACAUGCUCAUAAAGAUACUGUUGACGUACCCCCGGACUAUUUGCAUAUCGUUCCAGAUAGCGUGCCGGCAGCCGAUGCUGUGGCCCAGUAUGCUGCUAUCACUACUGCGGUGUUACUUGUUCAUGGAGUUGCUAGGGCACGCCCUGAUGACUCGGUUGACAUCAAUAUCACAGGAAUCAUGGGUGAGGCACUGAGGAUUGUUUGCGACAAGUCGAACAUUUCAGUGGUAUCAAGCGAUCAGGCCAAGAGUGCAGACUUCGCGAUCUCUUUUGACCUCAAGAAUGGCUCGAUGCUCAACAACCGGCGAGCAAAUACAAUGAAAUUCAUCCAUACUUCUCAACUACGUGAACUAUCCAAUAAAAUAUUCUCCGAGUGGAAUGGAUCGACCAAUAAAAUCUCCGUGUUCACACUCCGAGACCACCAAAAAGCGUUUUGUGAUGCCAUUGAAAAUAGUCCCUUUACCAGUGUUAUUACGCAUGAGAAGAUGGACGAAAUUGAAGACGCGCUUGUCUGCUCAACGCGUCCGUUUCUGUUCCACAGUGACGGCGUUUAUGUUUUAAUAGGUGGUCUAGGAGGUUUGGGCCGGCAUAUUGCUCUCUGGAUGGCCGAGCACGGGGUUAGACAUAUCAUCACAAUGAGUCGAAGUGGAACGGAAUCCGAAGAGGCGCAAACGGCCGUUCAGGCUCUUCAGCAAUUUGGAGUGGAAGUUAAGGCACUCAAAAUUGAUGCAACGGACAUUGCAGCAGUGGAAGAUGCCCUGAGCCAAAUCCGCAAAGCUUCGCCAAUCCGAGGUUGCAUCAAUCUUGCCAUGAUCCUUGCAGAUGCUCCAAUUUCGACCAUGUCGCCUGAGCAGUGGGAUCGGGCAGUCCAAGUGAAGAUUCGAUCUACUUGGAACAUGCAUUUAGCCACCCUAGAGGAUAAGAUGGACUUUUUCAUAAUGUUUUCAUCCAUUUCUUCAAUCUUUGGCAACCGCACACAGUCCAAUUACGCGACGGGAAAUGCCUUUUUGAAUGAAAUGGCUACUUAUAGACACUCGCUUGGUCUCCCAGCUACUACCAUUGCUCUAAGCCCUGUCACAGGAAUCGGAGUCCUAGCGAAUAAUGAAGAGUUAUUGAGAACGUUCCGAGUCAGCGGCUUGGAAGCAUCAGAUGGUGAAGCCCUCCACAAGAUCAUGACAGCAGCUAUAUUAGAGUCGUCAUCCCAGGACAACUCUGUCAUAACCGUCGGAUUCCAGAUGUUCGAGACGAUGGAUGGACAGAUACAAGCAAGUCCGGAUCAAACACAAAUUUACUGGAAAGAAUACCCGGAAUUCUCUUCCCUAAUGGACCACAAAAUCAGCGAUGCUGGCUCUAGUGACAAAGUCUCUCUACGUGAGAAACUGUUACAAAGUCAAAGACCAGAGGGUGAGAAUUUCUUGUUAAAGGAGUUCAUGGCUUGCUUGCAGAAUAUCAUGGGCCAGGAUCAGCUAAGCUUUGAUCCUGAGUUGCCGCUUUCACAAUACGGUGUUGACUCACUGAAUGCAGUUGCCAUUCGAUACUGGUUCUUCAAAGAAUUGGAUCUUGACGUCGCAGUCUUCGAUAUUCUUGGCAGCAAAAGUAUCAGAAAACUGGUUGUUCGUGUUUACCAGAAACUCAGAGAUGAAGGUUCCAAGAACCAAGCUAGUGUUUCGCUCCCACAGCCAAAGCGUCUAAAAGACUUGAAGAUAAGACCACUGUCGAGCUCCCAGAGACGAAUCUGGUUCCUUCAAAAUUUCUUACCGGAUAAGACAGUGUACAACUUGCUCUUAGUCUGCCACAUAGACGGAUCAGUUGAUCCUGAAUUACUAGCUAGGACGUGGACGGUAUUCAUGCAAAGGCAUGAGGUUCUCCAUUCGAGGAUUGUUGACACGCCUGACGGCCUGCAGCAAAUACCGAAUGAAGAAUUUGAGUUCCCGCUGAUUGUAAUGGACUGCCUUGACCACAAAUUCAAUGAAAAUGUCAAACAACUAACGACUGGAGCCAAAAGUCACAUUUUCAACCUUGAGAAAGGAGAGGUAAUCCGGGGCUGGGUUCUCCGCUCCUCGGAGCACGCUCGCUUCUUCCUUGCUUCUCAUCAUAUUGCCUGGGAUCGCUCCUCGGUACCAGUUAUUUUCUCUGAGACAAUGGCAAUUUACAAAUCUUUAUUGAAUGGCCAUGAUCCCCAAGCUUCACUGCAACCUGUUCCAUAUCAGUUCAUUGACUACACUGUCUGGCAAGAGCAAUUCUUGAGUGAGAAAGCUCUUGUCCGACCAUUGAUUGACUUUUGGAAGCAGACACUCGACGGUGUACCAGAGGCCGUAGGUCUACUCCCGCUUUCAAAAAUUGACAAACGACCAACGAUGAAGCAAUACAAUGUCGGAACACUUACACGAACUUUGAGCACUUCCCUAUCGUCGAACAUCAAGGAAUUCUGCAAGCGAAAGGGAGUUACCCCGUUCAUGUUUAUUGCUGCAGCACUCUCAUCACUAGUAAGCCGUCUGAACGGUGAACAAGAUAUAGUCAUCGGCAUCCCGGAUGGCGAUCGUGGUCACUCAGCCUUCGAUAGGGUCGUUGGUUUUGCCGUGAAUAUGCUACCGAUAAGAAGCAAGAUCCAGACGGAUGCGUCAUACGAUACAAUUCUCGAAAAUUAUCGCAAUACUUGUCUACGUGCCUACGAACAUCGAGCCAUGCCUUUCGAUUACCUUGUGCAGAUACUAGAAGUCCCCCGACGGACAAGCCACACCCCUGUUUUUCAAAUUACGGUGAACUACCAGAUCCAGGGCUCAUUUCCAGAAGCCGACUACGGUUCAUUCAAGUAUAUCAAGUACGAUCACUACAACGCCAAGACUCAGUCAGAUCUCUCGUUAGAAGUUGAGGAGCUCUCUUCUGGAGAACUACUCUGCACAUGGGAGUUCGACGAGGAUCUUUAUGAUGUUCUGGGGGUAUCUGACCUGGCAGAUAUGUACCGUGUCUUUAUUGAGGAUAUCAUUGAGAAAGAUGGUCAGAUCAAGUUGGAAGAUGUCCGCAUCACAUCUGAUUCUGAUUUGGCUCAAAUUAAGUCUAUUUUGCAGCCAGGGUAUGAGAAUGAACCCUCUUUGGAGGACCUCAACAAGAGCUUGUUUCCGGAGCUGUUCCGCCUCGCGGUUAGCCGAUACCCUGAUAAGUUGGCUCUGGCUGAUGAGCAAGGGUGUCUCACAUAUCGCGACCUAGAAUUGCAAACUAAUGCGAUAGCUAACCGACUCAUCAGCAGUGGCACCAAGGUCGGGGACGCGAUUGCUAUCUGCUGUGAACAAAAUCGUGAAUUAUUGAUCGGUAUCUAUGGCAUCUUAAAGGCCGGGUGUGGCUAUGUUCCAAUUGACCCCGAUUUUCCCGUUGAACGCAUUCAGUCAAUGAUCGAAGAUACCGGUGUUCAGAGAGUUAUGGUGGAAAAUACAGCUGAUGCGAAGAGUCAGCGGAUCCUUGCUUGCGGUAUCUGCAUCUCACAUAUUUUUGAGAUCCACGCCACUCGCACAGCAGUGGAUGCGGACACGAGCUCACCGAAACUGGAUCGUACAAUCACUCACUUGGAUCCCCUAUGCUGCAUCUUCACAAGCGGAAGUACUGGCCGCCCGAAAGGUGUGUUCUUGAAUCACGGACAGCUACGAUAUCAAAUGGAAGGAUACAAUAAAUUUAUUGGUGUAAACUCGGAGAGCAGAAUCCUUCUGUCGUCUGCUGUGGUCUUUGACCUCCACCUUGUGGCCGUGUAUGGUACGAUACUACGCGGUGCUAGCGUAUUCGUCGCUUCAAGAGAAGCACGUUAUUCGCCUGCAAAGAUGGUUCACACGCUCGUUGAUCAACGUAUAUCAAGUUGCAUAUUCACUCCAACACAAGCAAAGAUGAUAUUCAGUGCACCGAACAAGGUGAAACUACUCCAAUGGGUUGAUAUUAAGUCCUUCGUCCUUGGAGGAGAAACAAUUCCUCCAUGGUUUGUGCGCGAAUUUUAUAAGCUCCUGCCACAUGCCAAACUCUACAACGGCUACGCACCUUCGGAAACGACAGUUGUGAACUCUUUAAGACUUAUUCCUCCCGAGGAUUCGCAGAGACCGAGUGUGCCCGUUCAGGGACCAAUUUUCCCUUCUCGUUUCUACAUCCUUGAUAGCAAGAUGCAACCAGUCCCAAUUGGUGUUCCGGGAGAGUUAUACAUUGCAGGACCAAAUGUUUGCCAUAGGUACUUAAAUCGGCCUGAAAUAACAGCAAGGGCGUUCUCAGAAGAUCAGUGGGCACCCGAAACAGAGACAACACUCGGCUAUGGUAAGAUAUAUCGUACUGGCGACAUGUUACGUUUGAGCCGUGACGGCACUGUCGACUUCCUGGGACGGAUUGGCAGUGAUCGCCAAGUUAAAAUUCGAGGCAUGCGCACAGAGUUGGAAGAGAUUGAGAAUGCCAUUGUCCAUGCAUAUGACUCUGCGGAGGACGACGAAGAUAUUCCGAAGCUGGGUCUUGUAGCAACUGUGUAUCAUCGCAUUGGAGAUUACGACGGUGUCUUAACUGCGUAUCUCACAACAGCCGAUGGUAGCGUAGUAUCUGAACAAGAACAGCAAAAGUUCAUAGGAUAUCUUCGCCUCUCAUUGAAAUCCGUCCUACCGCCACACAUGCUUCCUGCAGCUUAUGUAUUCGUUCCGGAUCUUCCACGGACCGCCAGUGGAAAAGUCGAUUACAAGACCAUCGUCGCGUGGCCUGUUCCCUCAAUUUUGACCAAUAAUUCAGCACAACCAGUUCAUGGUAACGUGCUCACCGAAACUCAAUUGCUAAUUGCUUCUAUAUGGAAAGAACUACUCGCUAUUUCUGGUGAACUGAAUGCAAGUGACGAAUUUUUUGCAUUGGGAGGGCACUCCCUGCUCAUGGUACCGCUUCAGCAGAAAAUUAAAGAAGCUUUUGGAGUCUCGCUUAACCUGGCCGAUAUGUUUGCCUACCCUUCAAUCUCUGGAUUCGAGGAACUCAUACUAAGCAACCCUGGAUAUCGGUAUGGCCAGGGUCAAGCUGGCACUUCUAAGUCUAAGAACACUAUCGAUUGGGCGAAAGAAACAUCCCUUCCUGAGCAUACUGAAUGGGAGAUCACUGAUUAUCAAUUCAAAUCACCUUUAAUCCUGGUUGUCACGGGGGCGACAGGCAUGACCGGAGCGCAUUUCGUGCAUCAUACCCUCACCACCACUAACAAUAUUGUUCACUGUAUCGCAGUUCCUAAUAACGAGAACGUGAUGGACCCGAAACAGGGAGUUCUGGACGCUUUUGUUAAGUGGAACUUGGAACUUCCCAACACCAAAGCUGAAUAUUACGAGCGGAUCGUAGCGUACCACGGAAGCCUGUCCGAUCCACUACUUGGGCUGUCCCCUGCUCAAUGGAACUUCCUAGAUAGCCAAGCGGAUGCAAUCUAUCAUCUCGACUCGGAAGUUUCGCUACUGAAAAAUUACGAAGAUGUUCGCGCAGGGAACGUAGGUGCCGUGAAAUGUCUCGUAGAUCUGGCUCGGGGCAAGUUAUCUGGGCGAGUCAAGCCACUAAACCAUUUGUCAACGUGGGGAGUGCCCCAUUUGCAGACUUGGGCGACCACGAAACUGACAAGUGAUGAAUAUCUGACUGGAGAAGAAGAAAUGGUCAAUAUGACACCCGGUCCAGAGAGUAGUUUGGGCUACCUCAAGUGCAGAUGGGUCUGCGAGUCACUGUUGUACCUAGCUGCUGAGCGAGGAUUGCCAGUUCGUAUCUACCGGUCUUGCAUGGUUGCAACUAAUCCAUCCUCCCAGAGAGGCCUGGAUCGAGCGGACAUAAACAGACGUAUUUUGGAGUCAGUGCUUGAGACGGGUCUAAUCCCUGAUUUCAAUAGCGGCCUCGGUGGUGGAAUGAGCUGGAUUGAUUUACAGUUCCUGAUAAAGAGUAUCGACUUCCUUUCACGCCGUCCAACUGACAAUAGUGGAAGACGGGCCGAGAUUUAUAACAUUGUAUCCGAUAAUCAUAUACGCUACAACAAGGAGUUAAUUCGUGUGUUGGGAACUUCAUACCAAGGUAACAAAUUGCGUGUAGUUGAACCAAAAGAAUGGGCAGCAGAGCUAUACAAAACUGGAAAUCCAGAGAUGGUGAUGCAUGCGGAAGUUUUGGAAUCGUGGUACAACGCUCACUGGGCGCCUAUUCCAUUGAAAGCGGAAAAGACAUUACAAUUGCUGAGGGAUGAGGCUGGUUUGGUGCCGCCGAAAGUAGAUCGGCAGUUUGUUCUCGAACAAAUAAUUGGGCAGCCUGGAUUUUGA